AGAGAGAGAGAGAGAGAGCGGUAGGGCAGGUUACUGGGCUCAUUGCGGCUCAGGCUGAGGAGCUCUCUCGCCGCUAGCUCCAACGUCUUUUGGAGCCAAGAUGGCCGCCGCCCGGUGCCCAGUUUCCCCUGCAUGUUCCUCUAGCGCUCCCCAAGCGGACCAACGUCAGCGCUCCAGCGGAGAGGAGACAACACUUUAUCUUCUCUGAGUCACCCGCGAGCUCCACUCGCCGCACACAGGGGGGCUCGGGCUCACAGGCUAAGGAACAGGGGGGUAAGGAGAGAGGUAGGAGCGCUCCAUCCAGCACCUGGCGCAUGUGGACAGCGGCCACUGCAGUGAAGCUAAAUGGCGGAGAGGGGCGGCAGAGGAGAGGGAACGGACCAAAAUAACCACCCAGCGUUCCGCACAGGGGGGCAAGACGAGCACAGGUUUGCCGCCUAGCCACAGGAUCUGUUACAGAGCGACAAUGGGGGACAAGGUCUCUGUCAGAUUUAGCUUGUAGGUUAGCUAAGCUGCUGUUUUUUAUUUGGAAGAAGAUUUGGAAUUGGACUCGUUGCUAGGUAACCGUAACUUGGCUGGCUAACGGGCGCGGAUGGAGAUGGGUACGUUACACUGAGGGUGAUUUGAAUUUUGUAACUACUUAGCCAGGUUAGCUAGCGUAACGUUACGUUUCUGACAGAAAUAGUGUGUGACAGGGUUUUGCUUAGGUGUUUUGUCCAUUUUUUGUCGUUUUUAUGUUUAUAAAACACUCUCAUUUCGGUUUAAACAGUAAAAAUAGAGCUGUGAGGGUUUUUUUUAACACGGGGCGACCCAAACCCCAGUGGUUCUAAUUAACGGGCGCGGAUGGAGACAGAUAUUAUAUAUAUGUUAGCUGUUACAUUGAGUGUGUGGUUUGAAUUUGGUAGUUUAACGGUUGCGGAUGGAGAUAAAUAUAAAGCUAAAGCUAGUUAGAUUAGCCUUAGCUACCUUCUGCCCAGUUUAACGAUACUUGGCGAGCUGUAAAGCAUACAUUGUGCGUGUCAGCAGUGUUGCUGAGGUGUUUGGUUUAUUUUUUAAUCGUUUUUAUGUUCGUAAAACAGUGUCAGUCCAGUUUGAACAGUAAAAAUAGAGUGUGAACGGAUUAAACACGGGGCGACACGAACCCCAACCGAUAGUGGUUCUCAUUAACGGGCUCGGCUGGAUACAGAUAGCUAGGUAACGCUAGAAAUUAGCUGUACAUUACAUCUCGCGACAGAGUUUUUGUGUCAGCAGCAGUGUUGCUGAGGUGUUUUUUUUUUUUUUUUUUUUUUUAAUCGUUUUUGCGUUCUCACCACAGCCUCACUUCAGUUUGAGCAGUGAAUAUAGAGCUGUGAACGAAUUAAACACCGGGCGACCCGAACCCCAACCGACAGUGGUUCUCAUUAGCGGCUGGGAAUGGAUGGAUUUCUCCCUGUUGCUCUGCACUGUUGAAGAAGGCUGUGCGUGACGAGAAACUGCGGCUCCAGAUCUCAAAGACUGGAUCGAUACUCAUUUCCCAGAGUCUUUUUAUUUAUUUAUUUUAUUAUAUAAAUAAUAUUUUCAGUUCAGGUUGAAACGUUAUAGCUAGCUGUCCCCUAGGUUAACCCUUUGAGGUGCGCUCGAGCUUCGUUGGCAGUGCGAGGAGAAUCUAUAGCUACCAAUGAGAGGCAGGUAGGUUGGCUAAGAAAAAGGCUCACAAUUAGCAUUUCGUGUACUGAAGCGCCGGUAACGUUGCGUCCUGAGGGCAGAACCGUUUGGCAUGAGCAGAAUUAGCUAACGUUACCAGCGAGAAGAGAGACUGCGUCGCUCGCCGCAGAGCCCGACUAUGCAGCACGCUGAAGCAGAGAGAGCAAGAAGGCAAGAGAGAGAGAAAUUUAUGGCGACAGGUAACGUUAAACUGUAGGGAAGAUACAGAGAAAGACUGUGCUUAGCAAGAAGAGACAAUGAGUGCCCGUGUAUGUGGUCAAUUUGGCGCAAUGCACUGGGCGUGGGAAUCAAGAUGAUUACUGUCAGUAACGGUCCACGUUUUGCUUUCAAGACGUGAAUGAAAAAGCUUAGUGUUCAUGGCCUGAAUGGGUGAUUGAGAAGAGGAAUAUGAGGGAGAGAAGAGACCAGAGAGUUCAGCAAAAGCUGGGGUUCUCCCCCAUGACUUCCUCCCCGCAGCCAAUUUAGUACUGCGGUGGAAUUAAAGCUUCAACUUUUUUUCUUCUCCUUCUUCUUUAUCCCCCUCUUUCACCUCAUCGGCCGCCUCUCUGGGGAAUGGCUCAGCAAGAAAAUGUCUCCCAACCACUUCUCCCCGGAAUGAGUCAUGAAUGCACUAUAGCGGAGAAGCAUCUUCAGUGCUGCGACAUUUGACGUUCAGCUCCAUGCUGGAGAAGGGGGAAAAGAAGAAAAAUCAGAAUGCGCUGGAGAAGCACGCCAAGAUGAUUCCACGCCUAUGUAUUUCAUCCUACCCCAUCACCAUCUGCUUUUCAUGAUUGUUUGCUUGCAUAGCUAUUUGCAGUAUUUCCCCCCAUACUUUUGACACAUUGGGAACUAUGAGUUUGAGGGACCUAUGACUGCACUGUGGUUUUUGUGUCACAGGUGGAAAAAAUGUGGGAAAAUAGAUGAUUUUUUUUUCUUUUCUUGCCACUGUAAAAUUGUUUAAUUCCUGAGGGACAAUGUGCUUUAUUUUGACAAGGUCCUUCUCAGAACAGCCACAUGGUGAAAUUGACAUGAGACUGAGAAUUUGCUGACUCAAGCUCUUCUUUCCAUCUGGGAAUUGUCAGUGGAAAUUUGUGUCAUGGAUUAUCAAAAGAACUCAGUAGUCUGACUCAAACAGUUGUGCUAGUCUUUUAGUAAUUCCACUGGGAGAGUAUAAAACAGUGCCAAUAGUGCUGGUUCACCUCCAACAGCUCUCACUAAGACUUCUCUCUCCCCCCCACCUACAUCACGUGGGGGGGAGAGCUCCCACAUUUGGGGUGACCCUGUGACUUCCCCAAUUGCCUGAUCUCCCCUUCUGCCAGUCCAGGAAGGUUCCUUGAACCAUGGACGGGGGCCAGGGCAGCAGCCCGGAAAGCCCAAACCGGGCGGUGGAGUACCUGCUGGAGCUCAACAACAUCAUUGAGAGCCAGCAGAAGCUGCUGGAGACACAGCGGCGGCGCAUCGAAGAGCUGGAGGUGCAGCUGGACCGCCUCAGCCAGGAGAACAAGGACCUGCGAGUAGAUCGUCAGCCCUGUCCACCUCCACCGCCUCCUCCACUGUCCAAUUCAGCCUCCAGCCAAACUCACAGCCAUCACCAUAUCCCCAGCCAAACCCACAGCCAGCAUCCCCAGCCGGUACCCGCAUCAGCCACUGUCUACCCCAUCCAGAGCCACAACAGUGGUCCUGUCCACAACCCUAUCCCUGUACCAGCCCCUCCGCCCCCUCCUCCGCCCAUCCCUCCCAGAGACCGCCGUCCUAAUGCCAAUGUCAACACAAACGUCAAUGCGCACACCCGCCUCAGCCGCGGCCUGUCCACUGGCUCCAACCCCACAGAGAGAGACCGGGAGAAGGAGAGAGAUAGAGAGCGAGAAAGAGAUGGUUCCAGCACCAGCACGGCCACCACUCUGCAGAGACAUGUGGAGGGCGACCCUCAGUGUGGGGACACAGGCAGCUUUUCAGACAGCUCCUGCAGCCAGGGCCCGUACCUGGGCGGAUCGGAGCGCUACGGGAAGCCCGGCGGAGCUCCUGUGGGCCCUCAGGGGCCUCCUGUGGCACCCCCAAGCCCAGCCAGCCUGGCCUGGGCCCAGCGAACUCGCCUUCAACCCGCCAGUCUGGCUCUACGCAAGCAGGAGGAGGAGGAGAACAAGCGCUGCAAAGCGCUCUCGGACAGCUAUGAGCUCUCCACAGACCUGCAGGACAAGAAGGUGGAGAUGUUGGAGAGGAAAUAUGGCGGUUCCCUCCUGAGCAGACGUGCGGCGCGCACCAUCCAGACGGCUUUCCGGCAGUACCGCAUGAAUAAGAACUUCCAGCGGCUGCGCAGUUCUGCCUCGGAGAGCCGCAUGACCCGCCGCAUCAUCCUCUCUAAUAUGCGCAUGCAGUACUCGUUUGACGAGCGUCAGCCGCAGGUGCAGCCUCAGACUCCCCAACAACAGCAACAGCAGCAGCAGCAGCAGCAGCGCUACCACUCCUCAGCCCUGGGCAUGGCCAGCCACCCUGCCAACACAGAGCAGGACACAGGGUCACCCUCACACUGCCCCUCCGACCGCGAGGAGUACAGCCACGCAGAUGAUGCCUUUACCAAACAAGUCACAUCCCUCGCAGACUCGAUGGACGAUACUCUGACCUGCCGGUCGGGCCGAGGCGACUCUCAGGAGGGCAGUGGUGAUGGCGCUGGUGAGUCAGAAGACUUUGGUGAGUGUGUGUGGACCAGCAAGCCCCUGUCCCGGCGUGGAGUGGGUGUAGGGGAGUCGGAGAGGAGCGGUCCCACCAUGCUGGGGGGCAUGCACGAGGACAGCACGGCCACGUCCUACAGCGACGUCACGUUGUACAUGGAUGACGGCGUGCCCUCGUCGCCCCUGUCCAUCGAGCGUGCGCCCAGCAGCACCGAUACAGAGUACUGGGGAGUGGGAGGCGGUGCCGGGGGUCGCGAGGACAGCCGGGAUACGGAGGGUGGAGGCAGCAACAACAGCCGGCGCAGCACGCCCUGUACCGAGUGCCGAGACUACCGGCUCCGCGGGCCUCACCUGCCCGUGCUCACCAUCGAGCCGCCCAGCGACAGCUCAGUGGACAUGAGCGACCGCUCGGACCGAGGCUCUCUCAGCAGGCAGAUGAUGUACGAGCAGGAGCCUGGGGGAGGAGGCGGAGGAGGAGGCGGAGGAGGAGGAGUUGGAGGAGUUGGAACAGGUGGAGUUGGAAGUUCAGGUUCUCCACAAGGAACACUCAAACACAACCCAGCGGUCCGCUCGGCCAGCGCCUGCACUGCCCAGGGUCAAACCCGCCCCAUGGGAAGACCCGUGCCCUCGCCCCUGCCAACGCACCUACCGCAUCACGCCAUCCUGCUCCACCACCAGCACCAGCAUCCACACCCACAUCCACACCCACAUCCACACCCACACCCACAUCCACACCCACACCCACACCCACACCAUCCUCUCCAGCACCACCCGCUCCACCAUCACCACCACCACCCCCUGCCCCCUCACCUGCACCAUCACCCAGGACCCCACUACCCAGACCCUGGAUCGCCCUCACCCACCCAGCCGCCACCUCUCACGCCCCUGUCCUCCGCCUCCUCCGCACCCCUGCCCUCCACAGGCAUGGAGCAGUCGGACGGAGACAACGACUCCCUCAACUCCACCACCAACUCCAACGAGACCAUCAACUGCAGCUCGGGCUCCUCGUCCCGGGACAGUCUGCGGGAGCCGCUGCCGGCGCUGGGUAAACAGACCUACCAGCGGGAGAGCCGCCACAGCUGGGACUCGCCUGCCUUCAACAACGACGUGGUGCAGAGGAGGCAGUACCGCAUCGGCCUCAACCUCUUCAACAAGAAGCCAGAGAAGGGCAUCCAGUACCUGAUAGAGAGGGGCUUUGUGUCGGACACUCCGGUGGGCAUAGCCCGCUUCAUCCUGGAGAGGAAAGGACUGAGUCGGCAGAUGAUCGGCGAGUUUCUGGGGAACCGGCAGAAGCAGUUCAAUAAGGACGUGCUGGACUGUGUGCUGGAUGAGAUGGAUUUCUCCGGGAUGGAUCUAGACGACGCUCUGCGGAAGUUCCAGGCUCAGAUUAAGGUGCAGGGAGAGGCUCAGAAAGUGGAGAGACUGGUGGAGGCCUUCAGUCAGAGGUACUGUGUGUGUAACCCUGCACUGGUACGACAGUUCCAGAACCCCGACACUAUCUUCAUCCUAGCCUUCGCCAUCAUCCUCCUCAACACUGAUAUGUACAGCCCUAACGUCAAACCGGAGAGGAAGAUGAAGCUGGAUGACUUCAUCAAGAAUCUCAGAGGUGUGGACAACGGUCAGGACAUACCAAGGGACCUGCUGGUGGGAAUCUACCAGCGCAUUCAGAAGUGGGAGCUGAGGACCAAUGAUGAUCAUGUUUCACAAGUUCAGGCUGUAGAGAGAGUGAUAGUUGGCAAAAAACCUGUCAUCUCCCUGCCCCACCGCAGGCUGGUCUGUUGUUGUCAGCUGUAUGAGGUUCCUGACCCUAACCGGCCGCAGCGCAGCGGGGUUCAUCAGAGAGAGGUGUUCCUCUUUAAUGACCUGCUGGUGGUCACUAAGAUCUUCCAGAAGAAGAAGACCUCGGUGACGUACAGUUUCAGACAGUCCUUUCCUCUGGUGGAGAUGCAGGUUCACAUGUUCCAAAACUCCUUUUAUCCUCAUGGUGUCCGGUUAACCUCGGCGAUCCCCGGAGGCGAGCGUAAGGUCCUGAUUGUUUUCACAGCUCCGAGUCAGCAGGACCGCACGCGCUUCGUCAGUGACCUGAGAGAGAGCAUCGCUGAGGUGCAGGACAUGGAGAAAUAUCGAGUGGAGUCGGAGCUGGAGAAGCAGAAGGGUGUGAUGCGUCCUGGUCUGCUGAGUGGAGAUGGUAGUGGUGGUGUUGAUGGUAUGAAGAGCGAGGCAGUGAACGGCACUCUGAGCAGAACAAGCCUGGAUGAUACGUACGCCACAGGGGAGGGGCUUAAACGCACAGCACUCAGCUCGUCUCUCAGAGACCUCUCAGAGACAGGGAAGCGUGGCCGCAGAAACAGCGUCGGCUCUUUGGAUAGUACAAUUGAAGGCUCCAUCAUUAACAGCCCGCGGCCUCACCAGCGUCUGCCCAUGGGGGGCGCUCUUCCUGGCUGCUACGGGCUUGAGGACUACCGGCCUCACCGCCCCAUCCUGAGCCCCGGUGUAGGGGUGGGGGGUGGGCCGGGGCAGUUCCACAACGCGUCGGGGAACGCAGGAGUGGUGGUUGGGGCAGGCCCGCUCCCCGGCGGCGGCGGUGGGGGGACGGGGAGCGGCUCUGGAGGGAGCAGCUCCGGUUCAUUCCUGGGCUCCCUGUUUGGCAGCAAGCGAGCCAAGCAGCCUCCCGCACCACUCAUCCCCCCAGGGCCACACUACCCUGCCCCCGUGCCCCCACCUACUACAGGGGGUCCGCCACCACCUUCCCCAUCCGCCCUCAGCCAGUCGGAUGGAGGGCCGUCCAAGAUCCAGGCGCUGCACGCCCAGUACUGCCACAACAGCGUCGGGCACAACGUUGGCCAGCCUCCACCUCCGUACCACCACCACCAUCACCGCUACCAGAUGCAGCCUUUGGGCGGCGCACAGUUGCCCCCCACGCAUCACCAUACCAUUCAGCGCAGUUCCCUGCCCCGCCGUGGCCCGUCCGCUCCCUCCCACGCCCAGCUGUCCCAACAGCUUUCCCAUGGCCGCCACUCCAGCAUGGGCUGUACCCCUCCGCCUCUGUCCCCUCACUCGCCCCACUCUCCACUAGCCCCCACCUUCAGCUUCUACCACGUCCACCCCAACCCGGCUCGCGUUCCCGGUCCUACCGGCAAGCUGCCUCUCACUCUGUCUCACUCUCAGCCCCACCCACACGGCCACUCCCACGUUCACUCUCAUAUCCACAACCAUCCUGUUCACGCACACCCACUGCUGCACCACCAGGUCCACCAUCAGCAACCGCACCACUUCAUCUUCGCCCCGCCCCCUCAGGCGCCCUCGGCCAUCACGGCUCGCCACGUCCAGCAAGGCGCCCCCCAGUACGGCCCCUUUCACUACCCGCCCCUGUCCUCCAUCCCGCCGCCGCCGCCGCACUCGCCUUUACCCCCGCCUACCUCCCCCCUCACCCCUCUUACACCGCUCACGCCGCUCUCGCCGCUGCUGCCUCCACCCCCUCACCCAGCCCCCGGACCCCCACAGGUGGGUCUCCAGGGGCCUGGCCAAGUAGGGGGAGGGGUCACGGGGGGCGGGGCCAACACCAACACGGUCGGCAGCUCCAAAUCCAAACCCGUCAACCGCAUCAGCACGGUGGUGUGAGGGGCGGAAGGGCUCGGAGGGGCCGAAGAGGCCCCAGAGGGCCACGCAAGCGGAAGCACACCACGCUUCGACUCUGCUACUUCCACAUUCGCUUUCCGCACACGUAGAGCUGGCGGCUGGAUGCUACACGCGUACACCGCUGUCGAAUCACACCAGUACUCUCAACUUCUGAAUAUCCAUCAUAUUCAUCAGCCUGAACUGAAGAGGUUAGAGCUGGAGCUGGAGAUAAAUUCCAUCUUUUCCAGUGGUUGGCAGAAGCUGGGCAGCUACCAUGAACUAGCUAGAAACUCGAUAAUGUGUUGCCAAAGUGGGUAAAUGGUAAGAAGUUGGUGCCAAACUACACUGACUUACAAAUUUACAAAUCAGAAUCAGCUCUUCUAGAACAGAUUGAGAUGAGGAACUACUCUACGUGUGCCGUCAAGCUGCAUCCCUGCUCUUUAGCUGGGCUGAGGACAGGAAAGCAGAACUAACAGGAGGACCAGAAGUUUUGGAAAAAGCUUGAACACAACUUUAACAGAACUGAGAUUAAAAAAAAAAUUCUCCAUUUUUGAGAUGUUUAUUUUUUUUUUCCUCAAUUGACAAUCAUUCCAGGUCCAGGUGAUUUUUUUUAAACAAAAUUUCAACAGAUUCCUGCAUAAGAGUGGCUCUCUACGAUGGACUACAGCUUUAAACAAGCCAGUAAUGCACUUUGAACUGUACGCACCCUUCUUCUCAUAUUUGUAAUAGGACUUUUUUAGUGGAAAGAAACUAUAGGACUAUAGGAGAGAGCCAUUCUGGAGGCAUCAUUCCAAUACGUGGGUCUAACGUUGCAGUAAAAAUGAAAGGAAAUGUUUUUGAGAAUAGAAAAGUGUACAAACACAGGAUACCGUUUUUUUUGUCAGAUUAAAAUCUUCAGAUCUGCAAUAAAUCAGCCAUAGUCUGCAAAAUUCAACAUUCAAUUUCUUAGGGACCUCUUUCUUGUUUGUUUUUACUGGAGAUGUAUUGAACUCAGAAAAUAGAGAAACUAUUUUGUUUUUGACCUUUAGGAAAAUAUAAUGAACAGAACAUGAAUAUACGUAUAUAUAUAUUUUUUUCUCAUUCUAAAUGAAAGAAUUAGCGAAUCACAUUUUAAUUGUCAAUUACAUUGAUUUUUUAAUACUGACAUUUUUUCUACAACAACGUUUUGACCUGAAAACUCUGCAAACAAUAUCUAAUGACAUAUUUACACACUUUGUCUUAUUAAACUAAAUUAAUAAAUAGCCUUAGAGCCCAUUGUUAGAGUUUAGGAUUAGUUAAAGGUGCAUUGGCACAUGCUAACAUAACGUAACUUAAUGUAAUGUAAAGGAACAUACAGCGCCUCCACCUGUUUAAUCAGAAUUACACAAAAGAACAAAAAGGGACGUACCUUAAAGGGUAAAAGAUGAGAAUUUAACUCUAUAAGAGACUAUUGUGUGGGCAUUGCUGAUUUUUUUCUUGUAAAGUUUGAGAGUGCAUUGGAUCAAUUGUAUAAUGACCUACAUGAACAGAUACUGACAUUCAAACUCGAACGCUGAUUGUACAGUACGAGUCAUGCUAUGGUUUAAAUAUAUAUCUUUUAUUUUCGUUAUUAAUAUUAUUAUGAUGUCAAAUACUACUACUGAUAUUAUCCUUGAUAUUUUUGGUGUAACAGUUACUACUAAUGCAAGUGGAUAUCGUUUCUGUGCCGGUUUGUUUUCUAAAAGCUUUUUUCUUUUCUUUUUCUGUUUUUUUUUUUUUUUUUUUUU
This is a messenger RNA of Astyanax mexicanus (Mexican tetra), 9715 nucleotides long. Its product is annotated as IQ motif and SEC7 domain-containing protein 2. Gene Ontology annotation, biological process: regulation of ARF protein signal transduction; actin cytoskeleton organization. The record is from RefSeq and is a predicted model, not a curated record. The transcript has 15 exons. The coding region runs from base 3024 to 7973 and encodes 1649 amino acids. NCBI's taxonomy places the organism in Eukaryota, Metazoa, Chordata, Actinopteri, Characiformes, Acestrorhamphidae. Gene Ontology annotation, molecular function: protein binding; guanyl-nucleotide exchange factor activity.